Messenger RNA from Serendipita indica DSM 11827, 768 nucleotides. The record is from the annotation of a GenBank genome assembly. NCBI's taxonomy places the organism in Eukaryota, Fungi, Basidiomycota, Agaricomycetes, Sebacinales, Serendipitaceae.
AUGGACAUUGAACCAGGAAGCUCCAUCCCUAGAAAACGCGUCAAUUCGACGUCCACAGCAGAUGCUGAGGAGAGGCAGGCCAAAAAGUUGAGAGUGACUGGAGAGUCCAACUCGAAAGAGCGUUCGAAUGCCACCAAACAACAGAAAGGCCCUGAAAUUACCAAGGGAAUCCUGACGAGGGCAGCCCAUCCGCCCAUCCAGACCUCUCGGUCUGUCUACACCUACGAGCGCCUAAACCAGAUUGAAGAGGGAUCGUAUGGUGUAGUUUUUCGGGCCAAGGACAAGCAAACAGGAGAUAUCGUUGCUCUUAAGCGACUCAAACUCGACGAAGAAAAAUACGGCUUUCCAAUCACAGCGCUGCGAGAAAUACAUUCGCUCAUGCAGUGCCGACAUGAGAAUGUCGUACGAAUUCGGGAGGUAGUUGUUGGAGAUACUCUCACUCAGGUGUUCAUAGUAAUGGACUUUAUCGAGCAUGACCUCAAGACGCUGCUCUCCUUGAUGCCCAAUCCUUUCCUUCAGUCGGAAAUCAAGACCCUUACUCUCCAACUGUUACGGGCGGUCGCGCACUGUCACUCUCACUGGAUCCUCCACCGUGAUCUCAAGACGUCAAACCUGUUGAUGAAUAACCGGGGGAUCAUCAAAGUGGCCGACUUUGGUCUCGCACGACGCUUUGGCGACCCAGUUGGUAUAGGCGGAAUGACCCAGUUGGUGGUCACCCUUUGGUAUCGGUCGGAACGCUGUUCUUUCCUUUCGCGAAAAGAGCGUUGA